Molecule: messenger RNA, 4383 nt
Organism: Xyrauchen texanus (razorback sucker)
Lineage: Eukaryota; Metazoa; Chordata; Actinopteri; Cypriniformes; Catostomidae
Product: protein fem-1 homolog A
Exons: 1
Coding region: 646-2499 (617 amino acids)
Molecular function (GO): protein binding
Source: RefSeq, a predicted model, not a curated record
GUUGCCGCCUCCGGUGUUUACGUCCGCCAUUUGCAAUUUUAUUUUGCACUCUGCCGCGUCUCCGCGUUGGAUUAUGGGAAAUAGGGGUCGGGAGAGUGUACAUCGUGUGUACCCUCGAAAUCAGAUUGCAUUGUGGGUAAGAAAGAGUGAACAAAUGUAGGGAAUGAGAUGUAGGGAAUGAAUUCGGACACCACUACAAAAUGACUGACACCCGAAAUAGUGCACUAUUUAGUGGAUAGGGGGCGGUUUCGGACACAGCUUAACUAUGGUGAAUGUAGUUCCGUGAUCCGUUCAAACACUCGCCUUUGAACGACCAAACCGUUGUUAUUUCCUACAUUUCCCACAAUUCAAGAUGGCCGUUUGACGCACCGGCUUCCGUGACGCCCGACAGGCAUUGUAGUUCUUUACACCCUUCCCGGAAUAUAAUGACCGGGUGAAUGAACUACAAGAGCCAGCGUUCCACACUUCAGUGGUAAACAUAGAGCUGUCAAACAACACCGACGCCAUUUCGAUUUCAGCCUUAAAAUGGCAGUAAAAUGCAGCGCUAAGAUGUUUCCCCUCUAAAUCAGAAGCGACACGCGCUUCCCGCUUCUUCACAUUCAAACGAGCUUUAACGGACAGUUUGUAACGUCACAUGCCGAGAAGAUGGAUAUUAGCACGGCGGUGUUUAACGCGGCGAGAGACGGAAAACUGAAACUCAUUCAGAAGUUACUGUGCAACAAAAGUCCCGAGGAGCUGGAGGCGCUGGCGGAGGAGAAGACGCAGGGAGGGACGCCGCUCCUCAUCGCCUCCCGGUACGGCCAUCUGGAGGUUGUGGAUUACCUGCUGGAGCACUGCAAGGCUAACGUGGAGCUCGGAGGCUCCGUGAACUUUGACGGCGAGACGAUUGAAGGCGCUCCGCCGCUGUGGGCGGCCUCCGCCGCGGGACAUCUGCCAGUAGUGAAGACGCUCCUGAAGCACGGAGCCUCCGUCAAUAACACCACCCUGACCAACUCCACCCCCCUGAGGGCUGCAUGCUUCGAUGGUCAUCUGGAGAUCGUUCGAUACCUGGUGGAGCAUUGUGCGGACAUGGAGGUGGCGAACCGCCACGGUCAUACGUGUCUGAUGAUCUCGUGCUACAAGGGCCACAGGGAGAUCGCCAAGUUCCUGUUGGAGCGAGGGGCCGACGUCAACCGUAAGAGUGUGAAGGGCAACACCGCCCUGCACGACUGCGCCGAAUCCGGGAGUCUGGAGAUCAUGAAGAUGCUGAUGAAAUGUAACGCCCGCAUGGAGCGGGAUGGUUAUGGCAUGACCCCGCUGCUGGCCGCCAGCGUCACCGGUCACACCAAUAUAGUUGAGAAUCUCGUGCACCAACCCCGGGCCACCAGAGAGGAGCAGAUUGACGCCCUCGAACUUCUUGGGGCAACGUUUGUGGACAAGAAACGUGACCUGCUGGGCGUCAUGUGCUACUGGAGAAGAGCGAUGGAGCUGCGGCAGGCGGGCGAGAAGGCUGGAUUUCUGGCCAAACCCCCCCCGGGUCCCCCCGUCUCGGCGUACGACUGCGCCCAUGAGGUGUGCACGGUCGAGGAGCUGGAGGCGCUCAUCACAGACCCCGAUGAGAUGAGGAUGCAGGCCCUUCUGGUGAGGGAGCGCAUCUUGGGCCCCUCGCACCCGGACACUUCGUACUACAUCCGCUACAGGGGGGCCGUCUACGCCGACUCGGGCAACUUCGAGCGCUGCAUCAGCCUGUGGAAGUACGCCUUGGACAUGCAGCAGAGCAACCUGGACCCGCUCAGCCCCAUGACUGCCAGCAGCUUCCUGUCGUUCGCCGAGCUCUUUUCCUUCGUCCUACAGGACAGAGCUAAGGGCACCCUAGCCAACCGCGUCACCUUCCAGGACUUGAUGGCCGUCCUGGGCAAGAGCGUGCGGGAGGUGGAGCGUGCAGUGGCGCAGCGGGACAGUCCUCCAGAUGCGCCGCAGUUCACCAAAGCCCUCUCCAUUAUUCUGCACCUCGUCUUCCUGUUGGAGAAACUCGACUGCACUGCGGAGCAAGAGCACCUGAAGAGGCAAACGGUCUACCGGCUCCUGAAGCUCAAUCCCCGGGCGAGGAACGGCUACACGCCCUUGCACAUGGCUGUGGAUAAAGAGACCACGUCGGUGGGCCGUUACCCAGUGGGCCGUUUCCCAUCUUUAGCUGUGGCGGGCUUGUUGCUGGAGUGCGGGGCGGAUGUCGACUCCCGCGACUGCGAGAACAAUGCGCCACUUCAUGUCGCUGCCGCCAAUGGCUGCCCGGAGAUCAUGGAGGCGCUCAUUCAAGCCGGGGCGCAUUUCGACGCCACCAAUGCACUACACAAGACGGCCUACGAGCUGCUGGAUGAGCAGAGCAGUGAGCGACACGUGCUGCACCCCCUCAGUUACGUCACGCUGCAGUGUCUGGCCGCCCGUGCCAUCGAGAAACACAGACUUCCCUACAAAGGGCUCAUCUCAGAGGAAAUGGAGGCGUUCAUCGAGCUGCACUGACCUCAACACGCAAACACCCCAUUUUACACCACGUACCUCCAUGAAACUCCCAUGACCUGGCCUCCCCUUAUGCACGAAUGCGCCGGCCGGGUUCCAGUCUAAGCAAUAAUCCCAAUCUUAUUACAACCGUACUGUAACCAGGUGGUGUUGACACUCGCCAAACCUCCCGCUGUCUUCAAAGGGCUCAUGGGAAAAUGUUCAAACGACAAACUGUGGACACUUCCAGGAAGUGCCGGCACUGCAGAAAAUAAAACUAAAGUGUUCAGUUUUCCAGUUAGGAUGUUAUUUGCUCUUAACGUUUACUGUAGGCCAUGAUCUCCUUCAUGUUUUUAUUUCCUUUGUGAGCAGGAAAUGAACAGUUUUGCCUGUCUGUAUUGGUUUAUGUUGUAUUAUUGAUGAGGUAGUGGCUCGUUCUUGGGUGUAAAUGGAUCAUUCAUUGCACGUUUACCAAACGCAUGCGACGAGCAUUAACGCAAAACUUUUCUAUCUCUAGUUUUAAUUAAGUCUCAUCAAAUGUCAUCAUAACAUGGUUUAAUUCUGUAUUUCCCUCAGAUCCUGAGGGUUUGACGCUCACGGUGCCAAACGCGUCUUUCAUGACGAUCUUUUCUAACGUUGAAUGUCUGCGGCUGUGAUUGUUGUGUGAAUGGCGGAGCGUCCGGAGGUUAAACGGGCUCUGUGGGUUCUAACUCGGCACUUUACCCCCGUCCAUGAGAACAGAUGUUAUUGCUGACGUUAUAUUGAUAUCUAUGCAGUUUAUUAUCUGAGGUGGAUUUGGAGUGACAGAUCUGGCAACCCAGGUUGUUGUUUUUUUUCAUUACAGGCUUCCGUGAAAAGCUUAAUAUGCAUUUAAGUCUUAUUCUAAUUGCCUUGAAUUGUAUUUUCUCUUUAUCAUACGAGCUGGGAUGUUUUAUUUUUCUGUCGGCCUGUCUGUCAUUGUAAACACUACCUGAAUGAAAGCACUUUGAAAACGUUAAUACUUUGCUUAAGUAACCAGAGACUUCUCUCAGAAACUACAGCUGAUAUGAUUAAUUUAAGAUGAUUUACUACAGAACAAAAAUGUGUUUGGUGAUACCUGAAUAAAAUUCAAGUGUCCCAUCUAUGUGUGUGUGUGUGUGUGUUGACUGUAGCAUGUAUAGAAAGGCAUGACCCCUGUAGUUUGGCAUGCGUUACUGCAAGUGUCUUUUCAGGAGUGAAUGAAUGCGGCUCACAUUCCUGCAGUGAUGUCAGAAGUGUGACAUCAUCAAAAUGCUUCCAGCUGUUAUGCAAGUUUUUCCUUUAUGACAACUUCAUAUUAAUGAGUUCUGCCGAGUGUGUGUCGCAGGGAUGUUUCUGUCGAAUGCUGCUGCAUACUGACAUGAUCAACUAAAGAUAAGGUCGUGAUUUUACCGCUGAAAUCUGAGCAUGCUCAGAAAGGUAAGUUAAUUAAGCAUUCUUUGGUUUAUUUGACUACAUUUAGAUGGACACUAGAAAGCGUCUUUUUGCAAAAAAACCGUGUUCUUGAUUGCAUGCGGUUUAUAAGCCGCGUACUCUUUAAUCCCAUUUACACGCGGCUCAGUCAGUAUGCAGCUGUGUCAUUUUCCUGCUACGCUAAUGUAAAUAACAAAUAUGGGAUAUGAGGAAAACUUUGUUAUUUUAUUCUCUGUUGCUUCACUUUAUUUCCAGAGUUGAUUCUGUGUUUGUUUCCUUCACUUUCUAUUGCGACCUGCAGCAGAAUUGUGCUGCAGUAGUGGUGUUUCCCCUCUUAUGCCAAACUCUGGGAUUCCCCCGGUGUGCCAGCGCAGACACAUGGACAUGAGAGACAUUACAUUAAUGGGUAUUGUUUAUAGUAUGUGGGAUUUUCCCGCUGUACUCCCAGAAAUGUUGAAUUCUUUCCAUUGUGUUGAA